Molecule: messenger RNA, 1278 nt
Organism: Sodiomyces alkalinus F11
Lineage: Eukaryota; Fungi; Ascomycota; Sordariomycetes; Glomerellales; Plectosphaerellaceae
Product: NAD(P)-binding protein
Exons: 2
Coding region: 47-1087 (346 amino acids)
Molecular function (GO): oxidoreductase activity, acting on the CH-CH group of donors, NAD or NADP as acceptor
Source: RefSeq, a predicted model, not a curated record
AAAAAAAAAAAAAAAAAAAAAAAGAACAGCCCCGAGUCCUUCGACCAUGGCGCCAAACAAGACACUCGUCUUCAAGAAGAUCCCCACCGGGGCGCCCGUGCCAGGCGAGCACCUAGCCGUCGAAGACCACCCCACCGACAUCGACACCCCUCCCAAGGGCGGCCUCGUGCUCGAGGUCCUCUACGCUUCCUUCGACCCGUACCUGCGCGGCAAGAUGCGCGACCCGUCCAUCAAGUCCUACGCGCCCGCCUUCGAAAUCGGCGACCCCAUCGUGAACGGCGUCGCGGCCACCGUGCGCAAGAGCGACAACCCCGACUAUGUCGAGGGCGACACCGUGGUCGCCAUGGCGCCCAUCGCGCAGUACGCCCGCGUCGAGGACCCCCAGGCCGCCCAGGUACAGAAGAUCCACAACCCGCACGGGCUCGACCUCGCCCUCUUCCUCGGGCCCCUGGGCAUGCCGGGCCUCACGGCCUGGUCGGCGCUGUACAAGAUCGGCAAGCCCAAGAAGGGCGAGACCAUUUUCGUUAGCUCCGCCGCCGGUGCUGUGGGUCAGGUCGUCGGCCAGGUCGCCAAGCGCGAGGGUUUGACCGUCAUCGGCUCGGUCGGGUCGGAUGCCAAGCUCGACUUUAUUACCAAGGAGCUGGGUUUCGAUGCGGGCUUCAAUUAUAAGAAGGAGAGUCCGUUUGAUGCGCUCAAGAGGUUGGCUCCGAAUGGGAUUGAUAUCUAUUUUGAAAAUGUCGGCGGUGAGCACCUCGAAGCGGCGCUGGAGAAUAUGAAUAUGCAUGGUCGAAUCCCUAUUUGCGGAAUGAUCUCCGACUACAAUAAGCCAAGGGAGGAGCAGAGGGGAGUCAGGGGUCUCCUGGCGACCAUCAGGAGCAACAUCACUUUGGAGGGCUUCCUCGUCUUCCAGCCGGAGUUCGGCCCCGCCUACACCAAGGAGCACCAGGAAAAGCUGCAGCAGUGGAUUUCCAAUGGCUCGGUCAAGGCGAAGCUGCAUGUCACCGAGGGUAUUGACAACGCCGCUGAGGGACUCGUCGGGCUGUUGGAAGGCAAGAACUUUGGCAAGGCGGUCCUCAAGGUGAAAUGAGCGUUGUCGUCUUUCACUUCAUGUAAUGAAUUAGUUAGUUAAUUAAUGAUCAAGGAAGCGUCCGUGAUGCAGGUCAUGACUGGCACUUACUGUCUCCUGACUGCCGUACUUGGCCAUUGGAAGGCCCAGCGGACCGGUCUUGUUGGACUUGCUUCCGCCAAAGUCCGGAAGGGGCUAACCUUCGUUCCAGA